This is a messenger RNA of Colletotrichum spaethianum, 1371 nucleotides long. RefSeq names its product succinate/fumarate mitochondrial transporter. Lineage: Eukaryota; Fungi; Ascomycota; Sordariomycetes; Glomerellales; Glomerellaceae. The coding region runs from base 1 to 1371 and encodes 456 amino acids. The transcript is spliced from 4 exons. The record is from RefSeq and is a predicted model, not a curated record. Gene Ontology annotation, molecular function: aldehyde dehydrogenase (NAD+) activity.
AUGUCCGUCGAAGUCCUCAAGACCAUCUCGCCCACGACCAACGAGCCCGUCGUCACCCGCAACGGCGUCUCCCAGGCCGACUUAGAUGAGCUCCCCACCACCGCCACCAAGGCCUUUGAGUCUUGGAGCAAGACCUCCCUGGCCGACCGCCAGUCCAUCGUCAAGAAGGCGCUGAAGCUCCUCCUCGAGAAGAAGGAUGAGCUCGCCGAGGAGCUCACCGUGCAGAUGGGCCGCCCAUCGCCUACACCGGCGUCGAGGUCGCCACCGCGCGACGAGGUGCUCAAGGACACCGACGGCGAGCCGGAGAAGGGCUUCAAGCGCUUCAUUCGCAAGGUCCCCGUGGGCCCGGUUCUUGUCCUCUUCGCGUGGAAUUACCCCUACCUCAUCUUGGUCAACUCCCUCAUUCCCGCCCUGCUGUCGGGAAACACCGUCAUCCUGAAGCCGUCGCCGCAGACGCCCACGAUUGUGGAGCGCGUGGCCGAGGUGUUUGAGGCGGCCGGCCUCCCGGCCGGCGUGCUGCAGUACUUCCACUGCGGCUCGCCAAUCAUGAUCGAGUCCAUCGUCCGUAACCCCAAGGUCAAACUCGUCGCCUUCACCGGCUCCGUGGCUGGCGGACUCGCCGUGCAGCAGGCUGCGUCAGACCGUGUCGUCAACGUGGGACUCGAGCUGGGUGGCAAAGAUCCCGCCUACAUCCGUGACGAUGUCGACAUUGAUUGGGCGGCGGCGGAGAUCGUCGAUGGCGCCGUCUUCAACUCGGGGCAGAGCUGCUGCUCCGUCGAGCGCGUGUACGUCGCCGACAAGAUCCACGAUGCCUUUGUCGCGGCUGUCCAGAAGGUUCUCGAGGGGUACAAGCUGGGAGACCCCUUCGACAAGGGCACGCACGUCGGGCCCGUGAUCUCGAAGCGGUCCAAGGAGACGAUCGAAUCGCACAUCAAGGACGCCAUCGCCAAGGGCGCCACCGACGCAACUCCCGCCAACGAGACGUUUAGCAACCCGCCGCCCAAGGGCAACUUUGUCAAGCCCACGCUGCUGACCGGCGUGGACCAUUCGAUGACGGUGAUGACGGAGGAGACGUUUGGGCCGGUGAUUCCUGUCCAGCGGGUCAAGAGUGACGACGAGGCUGUGCAGCUCAUGAACGACAGCGAGUUUGGCCUGACGGCCAGCAUAUGGACCAAGGACACGGACCGGGGCUACGAGCUCGCGGACCAGGUGGAAGCGGGUACCGUCUUCGUGAACCGCUGCGAUUACCCCAGCCCGGACCUGGCAUGGACGGGAUGGAAGAACUCGGGCAAGGGACAAACCCUCAGCCGCUUCGGCUUCGACCAGUUUGUCAAACUCAAGAGCUACCACCUCAAGGACUACCCCAAAUGA